AUAGAAUCCUUCCAGCUAUAGUUUCCUGCUCCAUUGUUUGUGCGAUGAGCAACUCAGACAACGUUGUGCCAGACGCCAGCACAAAAGCUGCACCGCUGCCACCACCAGCUCCUUCGGUGGGUGUACCUGCACCAAUCGCUGAUCCCAAUUUCAUUGAUCCAGCCUGGCAGGUGCCCACCUCAGAUGAGACGGCCGUGCCCAAGGACGACGAUGGCGAGAGCUGGUUGGAACUCCUGCGGGAUGGCUAUUACCGACAGCUUCGGGAGGAGAAUGAGUACAAGCAGCCGCCUCCCUUUCCAAGGGUGAUGCACUUCGCAGCACCACCUGGGCCGGUGCCGGAGGGCAAAUUCCCACGGCAGGUGUUGGAGCAGCAGCGGGCAGUUCUUGCGAAGUUCAGACCGGAUCCACCACCAUCCAAGGGCAAAAUGAACUCUGGAAAAGGUGGCAAAGGAAUGAUGAUGGGCAUGGAUGGCAUGGGCUACGGCAUGGGCAUGGGAUGGAACAACUGGGGUUGGGACGGAGGUUGGGGCAUGAAGGGUGGAGGAUGGGGCAAAGGUAAAGGUGGCAUGGGGAAGAAAGGUUGGUCCGACGGCUGGGAAGGCAUGCCAUAUUGAGAUGGAGCUAAUGCGCCAGAUAUGCUGAAGAAA
This is a messenger RNA of Cladocopium goreaui, 647 nucleotides long. Lineage: Eukaryota; Dinophyceae; Suessiales; Symbiodiniaceae. The record is from the annotation of a GenBank genome assembly.